Messenger RNA from Gekko japonicus, 2579 nucleotides. RefSeq names its product homeobox and leucine zipper encoding (gene HOMEZ). Gene Ontology annotation, molecular function: DNA-binding transcription factor activity, RNA polymerase II-specific; DNA binding. Gene Ontology annotation, cellular component: nucleus. The transcript is spliced from 3 exons. Lineage: Eukaryota; Metazoa; Chordata; Lepidosauria; Squamata; Gekkonidae. The record is from RefSeq and is a predicted model, not a curated record. Gene Ontology annotation, biological process: regulation of transcription by RNA polymerase II. The coding region runs from base 230 to 1618 and encodes 462 amino acids.
GACUAUCUAGCGGAGCGAGAGAGAAGGGGGAUGGAAGAAGAGACCAGGGUGCCGGGAAUCCUGGAUUGUAACACUCUGCUCAGCACCAUCUCCAAUGUUUCUGUAAGCAUCCACCCUUAAAAGGCUGUGAGGAUACUUCUUUUGGAUCGGAGGUCCCCUUAUGCCAGCUGUUCUGAGCAUCUGAAGCCAGUUCCCAGAGACAAAAGACCCCUUCUGGACCUUGGUAGCCAUGCCCCCGAAUAAGGACACCCCGGGUUGCCUGGGCUCUCCUCCAAGUCUGAUCUGCUUGCCGCCUAUCUCUGAAGACCUCCAGCUGGUCUGGACCCAAGCAGCGCAGACAAGUGAACUCGAUGGUAACCAGCACCUGCUGCAGACUUUCAGCUACUUCCCGUACCCCAGCCUUUCUGACCUGGCCUUGCUCUGCUUGCGUCACGGGCUGCACAUGGAGAAGGUCAAGGCCUGGUUCAUGGCCCAGCGGCUACGCUGUGGCAUCAGCUGGAGUGCGGAAGAGAUCGAAGAGACUCGGGCUCGCCUCAUUUACCAUCAGGACCAGCUUCACUUCAGCUGCCUGCUUGCUGGGAGCAAUGGCGACUCCUGUCAUCAGUCUUAUAAGAACCAGGAAUACCACCAUCCGGUACCUGCCCCUCUGUACCACCCUAUUAAAUAUGAGGAGAACCAGCACUGUGAUGUCACAUCCUCAAGCCAUUGCAGCACAGCCCAGGGAACGAGGGAACUUGGGAGAAUCAGUCAGAACAUCUGGGAACGGAAGGGAAAUGGCUUGUCACACCCUAGCAAAGCUCAGGAGAACUGUGAAUCUGCUUUUCAUCAUAAUACCAAAGAGAUCCUUUCCAGUGCUUACCUACCCACCACAACCACCAGCUGGGAUUACAAAUUCCAGAACGCUCUCACAAUGGCCUUGGACGUCACAAAAGCCUCUCCACAGCCGUCUGAACCGAUCGUCGCAUCAGCUGUGAAUGGCAAACAUCACCCAGUGAUUCCUCCAGCAUGCUCUUCUAUCAAAGCUUCCUUGUCAUCAUCCACAGCCACUUCUGUUGAAUCAUGCAAUCCACAAAACUGUCAUGACCAGCAGCAAGUUUCAGGCUGCCUUUCGGAUGCUUUGCGCAAACCUAGGCGAAAGACAAAGGAACAGUUGGACGCAUUAAAAUCGUUCUUUCUGCAUUGCCAGUGGGCCAGGCGGGAGGAUUAUGACCACCUGGAGCUGGUCACUGGGCUGCCACGGGCCGAGAUCAUCCAGUGGUUUGGAGACACGCGCUAUGCCCUCAAACAUGGUCAACUGAAAUGGUUUAGGGACAAUGCGGGACAGAGUUCGGAGCCUGCCAUCUCAUUGCCUCCUCAGCCGCUCCAGCCUAGUCAUCCGGACACAAGACUGUUGGAGCGGUACUGGGCAGCCCAUCCCCAACUGCAGGAUAAUGACUUGCCACUGCUUUGUCAGGAAUCGGGUCGCUCCCAUUCGCCAGAACCAUAUGAAGUGGAGGUAUGUUUGGAGGAGGAGGAAGAUGAGGAAGUGAGAGCGGCUAUGUUAAAAGAGGAAGAUGAAGACUAUGAAGAAGAAGAAGAAAUAGAGGAAGAUGAUGACGAUGAGGAAUGGACUAUAUAGGACAUUAGAGAUUAUGGGUUUCUGGGAUGGCUUUGAGGGAGGGGAGAAGCUGUUUAGACCUAGGUCUCACCCUAUCAGGUUCUUGCCAUUUGCCCCUGCUCCAAAAUAUAAAACUGGGCCCUUUGAAUGCUCUGGAAUCUUGUGUCUUCCUUUUAAGCUCUAGAUAUUCAGUAAAAAAAAUGUCCUUUCCUUUCCACUCAGAUCUGCUCACAAAACAGUGUUGGAAAAGGGAGUUCCAACACUGUCUCAUGAUUCAGGAUCUGUAGUACAAAUCCCUUCAGUAGUUUUCUAGAAUCUGGAAAGAUAACUAGCUUUCUUUAGACUACUUUUCUGUUCAUUGCACUUGUAGAUUCCAUAUCUUUUUCUGCCUAUGGAACAUAAAUAGGCAAUCUUUUGGCCCAAGUGCUGGGCAAAAACCAACAUGUACCUGUAAUGUUGGUGUGUUGGCAAACGAAAAGGGAGGGCAGGAGAUGAGGUUCAUACUUGACAAACCAUGUUGGGAGCAGGCUAAGCCCCAGUGACAUUGCUAGUGUCUCAGGAGCUUGCCUUUCAUGUGGCUGGCACCUGCACCGGUCCAGGUGAUGACAGCAUAAGCCACACCUCUCACCUUCUUCCAGGGCCCAGUUGUGCUGUGAAAUUCUCAUGGGGUUCCCUUGUUGCUUAGGCAGAGAUCUGGCCCUGGGCUUGGAGCAAAAUGGCUGUCCAACAUACAGGUUUGAGGUUGCCUAUCCCUGCUGUAGAAUCCUGUUGUUCUUUUCUUCUGUUCUUGAAUUGUAAAGACGGCACUACCCCCUUCUUAAUGAUAAGAAUAGCAUUCAAAUCUAGGGAUUUCUCCCUCUUACCAUUGACCUCUCUUAAUUUCUGCUUUGUCUCCCUUCUUCCUGCUAAUUCUUUCAAGAAGCUAGAUACGCCUUUCAGUGUCACAGCUGUAUGGUCUUCGACUUAAGUACCUUCUUUCCAG